This is a messenger RNA of Ilex paraguariensis (yerba mate), 819 nucleotides long. The record is from the annotation of a GenBank genome assembly. NCBI's taxonomy places the organism in Eukaryota, Viridiplantae, Streptophyta, Magnoliopsida, Aquifoliales, Aquifoliaceae.
AUGGGUUGUUAUAGCCGUCUGUGCAAUAAUGUGAAUCCACCCAAUUCAUAUGAUCUUCAUAGAGAGCAUUGCUUACGAUCGUUGUCUUCUCUUUGCUACAAAAAAAAGGUUAUAAUGAUGAAGAUCGACUUUAGUGGGCUGCAAUCGACUGCAACAUCUUGUGGCCCAAACAAUGAAUUGUUUGAUGGGAUUUCAACUGCCCCUUCAUUCCAGAUUCCGGGCACUACUGAUUUUGAUGGAUUUCAGAAAGAAGCUAUCCAAAUGGUGAAGCCGGCGAAGGGAACCACCACUCUUGCUUUCAUUUUUAAGGAUGGUGUAAUGGUCGCUGCUGAUUCUCGUGCCAGCAUGGGAGGCUAUAUCUUUGAAGAAGCGGCAGAGUUGGCUAGACGAGCUAUUUAUCAUGCAACAUUCCGAGAUGGAGCCAGUGGUGGAGUUGCUAGUGUUUAUCAUGUGGGACCUGAUGGAUGGAAGAAGCUAUCAGGCGAUGAUGUUGGAGAGCUUCACUACAUGUAUUAUCCUGUUGAACCAACAGCAGUGGAACAGGAAAUGAUUGAAGUGUCUGGGGCCUGAGAGUGACAAAGAAAUAUCUGUUGUGACGUUCUUUGUAAUUGCUUGUAAUUGUUUUGAUGCUCGGAAAGUACAUAGACCGGGCUGGAUUUAAGUCAUUUAACUUGGUUUUUGCUGGUAUCAUUUUUUAUCCGGUUUUGAGAUUUUUAACGAUCAUGCUUGAUAUGUCAUUUUCCUUAUUUUUAAUGUUUCCCAUCUUUUUUGUUUGGACUUUGGAUGCUCUGUUUCGAGCAAUACUGUUUAAACUACCUU